Kogia breviceps (pygmy sperm whale) is the source of this 1568-nucleotide messenger RNA. It is a transcript of the gene VAPA, whose product is annotated as VAMP associated protein A. Gene Ontology annotation, cellular component: plasma membrane; endoplasmic reticulum membrane. The record is from RefSeq and is a predicted model, not a curated record. Gene Ontology annotation, biological process: neuron projection development. Gene Ontology annotation, molecular function: FFAT motif binding. Lineage: Eukaryota; Metazoa; Chordata; Mammalia; Artiodactyla; Physeteridae.
CGCGGCCGCGGCGGCUGGUGUGGGGUUGAGUCAGUUGUGAGACCCGGAGCUGCGGACGGGCGGGCGGCCCAGCCAGCGGGCGACAGAGAGGCGGGCGUCGGGUUCGGGAGCCGAGCGGUGGCCCCGCGUCAAGUCGGGCCGAGCCGCGCCGCAGCCGCCGCCGCCGCCGCCCCCCGCCCGCAGCCAGCGACCCGCCGCGGGCGCGCCCCCGCUCUGCGCUGUCUCCGAUGGCGUCCGCCUCCGGGGCCAUGGCGAAGCACGAGCAGAUCCUGGUCCUCGACCCGCCCACAGACCUCAAAUUCAAAGGCCCCUUCACAGAUGUAGUCACUACAAAUCUUAAGUUGCGAAAUCCAUCGGAUAGAAAGGUGUGUUUCAAAGUGAAGACUACAGCACCUCGUCGGUACUGUGUGAGGCCCAACAGUGGAAUUAUUGACCCAGGGUUGACUGUGACUGUUUCAGUAAUGCUGCAGCCUUUUGACUAUGACCCCAAUGAGAAGAGUAAACACAAGUUUAUGGUACAGACCAUCUUUGCUCCACCAAACAUUUCAGAUAUGGAAGCCGUGUGGAAAGAGGCAAAACCCGAUGAAUUGAUGGAUUCUAAAUUGAGAUGUGUAUUUGAAAUGCCCAAUGAAAAUGAUAAAUUGAACGACAUGGAACCCAGCAAAGCCGUUCCCCUGAAUGCUGCGAAGCAGGACGGGCCCGUGCCAAAGCCACACAGUGUUUCCCUCAAUGAUACUGAGACGAAGAAGCUCAUGGAAGAGUGCAAGAGGCUCCAGGGAGAGAUGAUGAAGCUAUCGGAAGAAAACCGACACCUGAGAGAUGAAGGCUUAAGGCUCAGAAAGGUAGCACAUUCGGAUAAACCUGGAUCCACCUCAGCUGCAUCCUUCAGAGAUAAUGUCACCAGUCCUCUUCCUUCACUUCUUGUUGUAAUUGCAGCCAUUUUCAUUGGAUUCUUUCUAGGGAAAUUCAUCUUGUAGAGUGAAGCAUGCAGAGUGCUAUUUCUUUUUUUUUCUCUUGACCAGAAAAAGAUUUGUUUACCUACCAUCUCACUGGUAGUGUGGCCCACGGUGACCAUUCUUUGUGUGUACAGCGUCAUAUAGGCCUCGCCUGUAACAGUCUCACGGUUAGAAACACAGUAAGAGCAGAGUGUUGGGCUCCCGGACGGCGUGAAGGUCACCAGACCAUCCCUAGCAGGUGUCAUUGCACAUUCAGUCCUUUAUGAAAUUCAUAAAUAAAGAAUUGUUCUUUCUUUGUGGUUUUAAUAAGAGUUCAAGAAUUGUUCAGAGUCUUGUAAAUGUUAUUUUAAUAAUCCCUUUAAAUUUUAUCUGUUGCUGUUACCUCUUGAAAUAUGAUUUAUUUAGAUUGCUAAUCCCACUCAUUCAGGAAAUGCCAAGAGGUAUUCUGUGGGGAAAUGGUGCCUCUUACAGUGUAAAUUUUCUCCUUUACCUUUGCUAAUAUCAUGGCAGAAUUUUUCUUAUCCCUUGUGAGGCAGUUGUUGACUGAGUUUUUCAUCCUUCCAACCCUGUCCCAUGGUAUUUAACACAAAAAUAAUAAAACUGUUAACAGAU